AUGAACAUGGUUGAGGUUGCUGUCAUUUCUGAGAUGAUUAAAAACCUCAAAAAAGAGUUUAAGAGGACACAAGAGAAAGUUAGCAUUGUAGUUAUCUCUCCAUAUAAUGCUCAAGUCUAUGCAAUCCAGGACAAAAUUAAGGAGUACACUUCUGUUUCUGAUACUGAUUUCUCUGUGAGUGUUCGUUCUAUUGACGGUUUUCAAGGUGGAGAGGAAGAUAUUAUAAUAAUGUCUACUGUUAGAUCAAAUGGGAGUGGAAAAGUCGGUUUUCUUUCAAAUCGGCAAAGAACCAAUGUGGCCAUGACUAGAGCAAGGGUGCCAAAAUGCCCAUCAAUGUUGAUUGAUGAUUAUGUAGAUCUUCACAAGUCAAAGGGAAUGGAUGCAACCAAGUCAAUCAAUGGUGAAAAACCGGGCAGCAGCAUUAACCGUAGCUCUAAUCAAAAUCAAUCAAAAAAAGGAACUCGACAAGAAAGUGUUCAAAAUCGGGCAAAAUUCAACGAAGAAGAUGCAAUCACAAAUAGAGAAGAAGAAAAAGAUGUUGAAAAGGACGAUAUAAAUGAUGAAAUUCAAGAGGAUGACAUAAAUGAUAAAAUUCAAGAGGACGACCUAAAUGAUAAAAUUCAAGAGGACGACGUAGAUGACGAAUUUCAAGAGGACGACAUAGAUCUAGAUGAUGAAUUUCAAGAGGAGGAUAUAGAUGGUGAAUUUCAAGAGGACGACGUAGAUGAAGAAUUUAUGGAGGAUGACAUAUCUAACGAAUUUCAAGAGGACGAUCUGGAUGCUUUACUCCUAGAAGACAAACUUGAAUGA
Messenger RNA from Vicia faba (fava bean), 810 nucleotides. NCBI's taxonomy places the organism in Eukaryota, Viridiplantae, Streptophyta, Magnoliopsida, Fabales, Fabaceae. The record is from the annotation of a GenBank genome assembly.